This is a messenger RNA of Mercenaria mercenaria, 2072 nucleotides long. Its product is annotated as neuropeptide Y receptor type 6-like. Gene Ontology annotation, biological process: G protein-coupled receptor signaling pathway. NCBI's taxonomy places the organism in Eukaryota, Metazoa, Mollusca, Bivalvia, Venerida, Veneridae. The transcript has 4 exons. The record is from RefSeq and is a predicted model, not a curated record. Gene Ontology annotation, cellular component: membrane. Bases 361 to 1491 code for a protein of 376 amino acids. Gene Ontology annotation, molecular function: G protein-coupled receptor activity.
AGUGACAUCUUUUUAUGAAACUGGAACUUUUCAUAGAUAAUCUGUAAAACGUGACUUUUUUAUAUUGAUUAAUUUUAGUUGAAGAUCAUUGGCAAAGAGUAACAAAAAAUUUAGCUUCUGUAUUGUUGUUUGUUACCUGAAAAACAUAGAUUUUUGUUGAAAUUUCUGGAUUAUAUUCUAGCUUAUAUGUCAUAAUAAGUGUCUGAAGAAGACAUAUGAUUACCUCACUGUGCUCUACAUAGAGAGACGGCAUCAAAUCUCUGCAGCAUGAUUAUAAGACAAAUGUGUGGAGAAGUCUGCUGAUAAAAAACGAACACCACAAGUUAGCUGCAUGCAAAGUUUGCUGCUAAUACAUAAAGUAUGGAAGGUACGAAAGAUUUGCCGGACAUUGACCCAGGGGCCGAGCAGGGAGAAGCUGGUCCCAAUGUUCACAUGCUCCUUAAAAUUGUAAUUCUUGGAGUAAUUGGCUUUGUCAGUAUCAUCGGAAAUGGAAUCGCUUUGGGCACGUUGAUCAUCUACAACAAGCAGUUGCGUGUAACGAUCUACAUUGUUAUUGGAGGAUUGGCGCUCGCAGAUAUUGUCGUGGCAGUGAUGAAUGUUCCAAACCAGAUUAUGUAUCAGGCUGAGAAGGGUGAAUUGAAAUCAGAGACAUGGUGCAAGUUUUAUGGCGUUCUCUACAAUUCCUGCCAAUAUAUUGCAGCAUUUCACUUAGUGGUCUUAGGAGUUCUCAGGGGGAUUUUGUUGACUGACAGGGCUCAUCAUGGGCCUACCGCUAUUCAUGCCCUAAUCACUUGCGCCAUCUUGUGGGUGGCGUCAUUACUCGCUAAUAUUCCGAUGAUUUCAUCAUCCAUUCAUGAUCCAUAUACCAAACGUUGUGUUGUUAAAUUCAGUAAUAAAGACAAAGACACAGUCUCAUUACAGAACGAAGAUUCGAGCGCUGAGGAGCGUUAUCUCAUUUUAUCUGCAGCAUUCUCAUAUUUUAUGCCUUUAGUUCUUAUUUUUAUUAUAUACAUGUUCACUGGUUAUAUGAGCAAGAGAUUUUUUGAAGACAGUUAUUCUCGGCGGGAAAGACGCAUGUCAAAAAUGAUUUCUAGUUUAAUCGUGACUUUUGCUUUGUGUCGUCUGCCAUCAGAGACAAUCACACUACUCUGGUUUUACCAGAUGAAAAAUACAGAUAUGGUUCAAGUAUUAUACAACGAUACAGACAAAUACAAAGUAUGGAUAAAUGUGCGAGAAUAUCUUCAAAUACUCUCGAUGUUUGACAUGGCAAUACGCCCAAUAAUCUACGCUACAAUGUCACGAGAAUUUGGACUUGUGUAUGAUAAAGUAAUAAACUGUACAUACUGUAAAGAUGAUGAAGAAGAGGAAUUGCCACCACGAUUACGUCGCCGUGGUAACGAGAUUGAGGAAGUUUUACAUACACCUCUACGACAGAAUCCUGAACUUGAAGUACAGGAUUGUCCAGACAACGAACCAGAAGAAAUUUUCUGACGAAUUUAGUUUUCUUUGUUUUUAGCUUGACUAUUCGAAGAAUAGUCUAGCUAUUCUACUGAAGCUGGCGACGGCGUCGGCAUCACACCUUGCUUAAAGUUUUGCAUACAAGUACAUACAGCUAUCAUUUAAAGGCAUAUAGCUUUGAAACUUAGUAUUUCUUUUUCUAGGUCAAUUACCAACCUCACUGGGUCAAGUUACAUAACUCUAACAUGUAUUUGGAGCAAAUUAUGCCCCCUCUUGGACUAAGAAAAUACUGGUUAAAGUCUUACAUGCAAGUUACUAUCUCCAAAACUAAUGCAGAUACUGAAUUGAAACUUCACAUGUGUCUUCAGGGUUAUAAAACUAGUUGAUAGCAUCAAGUCCCAUAACUCUGACCUGCAUUUUGGCCAAAUUAUGCACCCUUUUGGACUAAGAAAAUCCUGGUUAAAGUUUUGUGUGCAAGUACAUACAGCUAUUACUUAAAGGCAUAUAUAUUUGAAACUUAUUUUUUAUUUUUCCAGAUCAAUUGCCAACCUCACUGGAUCAAGUCCCUUAACUCUGACAUGUAUUUUGGGCAAAUUAUGCCCCCUUUUUGGACU